AUGUGGCACUGUCUUUCACAAACACCCGUCAAGCUCUCAUGCCCUGCUUAUCACCAUCCUCUUGCACCGAUUUGGCUUGGAUACUCGCUUAUCCCUACUAGCGAGUUCAGCUGUAUUAGCCACAAACUUAAAUCAAGUUCAUACCUCGCCACCGACGGCUUGCCUACGACUCCAAGGUGGCAAAUUCAUUUUCGCUUCAACACCACUGGACUUUCCAAAAAGCACUUGAACCACCACCAAUUUGUGGCUGUUGUGCCUUCGGUUAAUGAGUCGCGACCUGCAACAAAAGCCAUGGAUGAGACGCCCGUUUUGCCACAGCAGAUUCCCAUGGCGGCUUUUCCCAGACCACAAGCACAUGUUAGACACUUUGAGGCGGCAGCCAUGUCUCGUAGGUGGCAGAAUUCCAAGACAGCACGGCGUUCUUGCCCAUGCCCCCAGCUGCACAACCCCGCUGCAAAUGACAUGCGAACCCAGAACGACGGGAAAUAUUGCUGCCUCGCGGAACCAGCCGUGAAACGAAUCUAUCACCCCGCAAUGGCGGCUGUUCUAGACGUAGUCUACAACUCAAACGUGGAGACUUUGGCUAGGGAUUUGGGAGGGCCUUGCGCCACUGAUCGACAAGUGCGCCUCGAGAAAUCCUCAGCGCCCGUCCGGGCGACUAAAAUGUCUCACCCGCAUUUAGCAGCUGCUCGACAAGUUCAAAUUCCCUUCAAUUUGCAAAAACAAGGGCAGAGAAUGGAAUCCAUCUCUAUUAGCUUUGUCGUCCCUAGCCAACGUUCUAAAGUUCUCAAUGCCGAAGACAUAUUCCUGUACGCAUCCGCUUGGUGUCAUCGUGCAUUGAUCCCCAAGAGAGACAUGAGAGAGCCGCCUCAAUUUAUUGAUAAAACCAUGCAGUUCAGAUAUCGAUGA
Colletotrichum lupini is the source of this 909-nucleotide messenger RNA. RefSeq lists its product as uncharacterized. The coding region runs from base 1 to 909 and encodes 302 amino acids. The transcript has 6 exons. NCBI's taxonomy places the organism in Eukaryota, Fungi, Ascomycota, Sordariomycetes, Glomerellales, Glomerellaceae. The record is from RefSeq and is a predicted model, not a curated record.